This is a messenger RNA of Onychostoma macrolepis, 1875 nucleotides long. RefSeq names its product methyltransferase 4, N6-adenosine (gene mettl4). Bases 122 to 1402 code for a protein of 426 amino acids. Gene Ontology annotation, cellular component: RNA N6-methyladenosine methyltransferase complex; nucleus; cytosol. The transcript has 8 exons. NCBI's taxonomy places the organism in Eukaryota, Metazoa, Chordata, Actinopteri, Cypriniformes, Cyprinidae. The record is from RefSeq and is a predicted model, not a curated record. Gene Ontology annotation, molecular function: nucleic acid binding; site-specific DNA-methyltransferase (adenine-specific) activity; RNA methyltransferase activity.
CCGAAAGCAGACCGUCAAACGUUACUAGAAGAAGCAGCAGCAGCAGCAGCGCACGAGACGAGAUGCGUGUCUGUAGUGUGUGGAUGAGAUGAAACAGUUUCUUCACAUGUUUGUGCUGUAAAUGUCUGUUGUGUGUGCUGACUCCUGCGGCUGGCUGCUGGACUCCUGCUCUCACACAGAUGAGGGUCUGCAGCGCUGCGUUUCUGACAGCGAUGGGCUUCAAAAGCCACAAUACUUUAAAUGCUGUUUCAAGAGGGAGUAUUUUAAUACACUGAAACCCCACGUUCAGAUUCAACAAAACACAGAUAUCUCGACGAUGAACACUGCAAAACAUAGCAAUGCUGAACAAGCAAAAAUUGAUCUACAAACACGAAAGAAACGAAAGAGAAAGCAGCGUGAUCUUAAUAAAGGAGAGCUGGAUGCCCAUAUUUAUCAUGGAAAGAUCAGGUCAGUGGUUCUGGAGGGCUCUCAGGCUCUUCUGGAAGCUGGACGUCAGUGUGGAUACUUGACAGAAGCUUUGACCGCACCACCUUCUCAAUCCAUGCCAUCACACGAGUGCCGGCUAGCUGCGUUAUGUGACCUGGCGAAACAGCUCCCGUUAACAGACGAGUCUGUGGAGGCACCAGUGCAGACGCUGAACAGAGAUGGUGUGGACCCAACGCUGGACCUGUUCUCAUACAUCACUGAAAACCCAUCCGACUGCGCUUAUGAGGUCACGUUGAUGAAGGAGAAGUAUCUUUUGCCGCCCCGCAGCCGAUUCCUGUUGUCUGACAUCACACGUAUGCAUCCACUUGUCAACAGUGGAGACAAAUUUGACCUUAUUGUCCUUGAUCCACCAUGGGAGAACAAAUCUGUCAAAAGAAGCAACAGAUACAGCUCUCUGCCGUCCUCUCAGCUCAAACAGCUUCCAGUGCCGGCACUGGCUGCUCCAGAAUGCUUGGUGGUUACGUGGGUAACUAACCGGGCGAAGCACCUGCGUUUCAUCAGAGAAGAGCUCUACCCGUACUGGGCGGUUGAAGUGCUGGCAGAAUGGCUCUGGGUGAAGGUGACCCGAGCAGGAGAGUUUGUGUUUCCUCUGGAUUCACCGCACAAGAAGCCUUAUGAAGUGCUGGUGCUGGGCAGGUAUCGAUCCGUCAGGUCUUCAGAAGCAGAGGAGCUUCCAGAGCAGCGGCUCCUCAUCAGCGUCCCAUCAAUCCUGCACUCCCAUAAACCUUCAUUAUCAGCUGUGUUAAAGCCCUACAUUAGCCCCAAGCCCAAGUGUUUGGAGCUGUUUGCCCGAAGUCUCCAGUGCGACUGGACCAGCUGGGGAAACGAAGUCUUCAAGUUCCAGCACAGCAGCUAUUUCACCAGACAGAGAUCCGAGGAGUCGUCUGAGACAUCCGAGACGCCUAAUAUACAGUAGCUCACGCUUUCAGUACAUAUUUCUAAAUGGAUACCAGCAGGUUUCGGUUCACUGCAUUCAGUGGACAUUAUAUGAUAUUAAAAAGUAAGAUGCAGUACAGUUGUGUCUUCAUCAGAACAGUGUAUUUUAAUACCAGACAGAAACAACAGUAUUUCUGGACUCCACAAUUUUAAUUUCUGCUGGUCUGGAGAGUAGUAGGGGUUUGUUCUUGCCCUGCCAACAAUUUCUCUGUUUUUAGAAACAUUUUCAGUGCGUGUCAGAAAUGUUAUGGUACUCCGUGUCUUGUCAGUUCAUUCUCUGAUAAUUUUUUGAGGAUAAUUUGCUAGUUUUUGACCAAUGCACCUGCAUUUUGGACUCUGGCAGUUUGACUUUUAUUGUGUCAUGUUGGUUGCAGAGGUUUUGUACCUUUUUUUUACAUGAGAUAUAUGCUUGACAUUAAAACUUAUAUGAAAAGACCCUUGCAGCUGUAUUUG